CUCGGUAGUGUAGUUGGCCAGCUAUACCCCACUCCCUCCUUCUGCCCCAUCUCGUUGCCGAGCGACCCAGCCCCCUCGCUCCGUGGAUCUUCUUCCCCCCUGCGCGAGCGCCGCCACCCAUCCCGCUGCCGAGCGCCCGAGCCCCCUUGCUCGUCUUCCUCCUCGCGCGAGCGCCGCCACCCAUCCCGCUGCCGAGCGCCCGAGUGUUAACUUUUAAGCUCCGAGCUUGUAACUGAAGAUUGGCAAGCUCCAGAAUGCAGAGGUCCUGACACCGAGCCUCCUAGCUCUUCUACUCCUCCCGCGAGCGCCUCCACCGCAGGUUGAUCUCCCCUUCGAUUCUCUCGCUCCCGAACGUUUCUCCUCCCAUCACCCCACGAACGGAUUCCGCACUUUAGCUCCCCGUUUCAUAAUCUUCCCCAAUUCGUAACUGAGGCAAAAAAUCAAGGUAGGGCGUGGAUUCGCUCGGAUCCCUCUUUCUUCGCGUGGCUGAUUUUGUGGAGUUGGGAUAUUGCUAGGGUUUUGGGGUCUUGAUAGGUUGGCUGUGGUAGAAGAUGAUUAAACAGAUCCUUGGCAAGCUGCCGAAGAAGACGGUGAAGGCCGGUGAUAGCCGGGACGCUGCUAUGGGGAACGGCUAUGAGUCCUCGAAUUCGAACAGCGUUGUGAGAAGUGUGGAGCCUGCUGGGCAUAAGAGAGCAGGAAAUGGGGAAUACCUGGCACCAGCUGGCUCCGGUCCUAGUCCGGCGAUGAAUGGGACUGUGGUGUAUCACUCCAGUGAGCCGCUGCCAGCGUUCAAGGACGUGCCAGCCUCGGAGAAGCAGAAUUUAUUUGUCAAAAAGGUGAACCUGUGCUGUGCCGUGUAUGAUUUCACAGAUCCAACGAAAAACUUGAAGGAGAAAGAGAUGAAGCGCCAGACGCUUAUGGAGCUUGUUGAUUACGUCACCUCUGCAAAUGGCAAGUUCUCAGAAGUCAUUAUGUUGGAGAUCGGCAAGAUGGUGGCAAUUAACUUGUUCCGGAGCUCGAGACCCAAUCCUCGUGAGAACAAGGCCAUCGAAGGAGUUGAUCUGGAGGAAGAUGAGCCUCUCAUGGACCCAGCUUGGUCACACUUGCAGAUUGUUUACGAGGUUUUCUUGAGAUUUGUAGCAUCACAGGAGACAGAUGCAAAGCUGGCCAAGAGAUACAUAGAUCAUUCCUUCAUUCUCAGGUUACUAGAUCUUUUUGACUCAGAAGAUCUCAGGGAGAGGGAUUAUUUGAAGACAAUACUCCAUCGAAUAUAUGGUAAAUUCAUGGUGCAUCGCCCAUUCAUCAGGAAAGCAAUAAACAACAUUUUCUACAGGUUUAUAUUUGAAACAGAAAGGCAUAAUGGCGUUGCAGAAUUGCUGGAGAUCUUGGGAAGUAUAAUCAAUGGAUUUGCCCUGCCACUUAAAGAAGAGCACAAAUUGUUCCUUAUUCGUGCGCUGAUCCCACUCCAUAAGCCAAAGUGUGUGGCAAUGUACCACCAGCAGCUUUCGUAUUCCAUCACACAAUUUGUUGAGAAGGACUGCAAACUUGCUGACACUGUUAUUAGGGGCUUACUGAAGUAUUGGCCUAUAACAAAUAGUUCAAAGGAGGUGAUGUUCUUGAGUGAGCUAGAAGAGGUUUUAGAGGCAACACAGCUUGCAGAGUUCCAAAGAUGCAUGGUUCCGCUCUUCCGUCAGAUUGCUGGUAGCAUGAACAGCUCGCACUUCCAGGUGGCAGAGCGAGCACUAUUUCUGUGGAACAAUGACCACAUCGAGAGCUUAAUUAAGCAGAAUUACAAGGUGAUAUUACCCAUCAUUUUUCCUGCGCUCGAGAGGAAUGCCCGGGGUCACUGGAACCAGGCUGUUCGGAGCCUGACAUUGAAUGUACGCAAGAUCUUCUCUGAUCAUGAUCCUGCAUUUUUCGGGGAGUGCAUGGAGAAGUUCAACGACGAUGAACUGAAGCAAGAAGAAUCCAGCUCGAAGCGAGAAGCCCUAUGGAAGCGCCUGGAAGAAAUGGUGGCCUCAAAAUCCAACGGAAACAUACCCUUGGGUAUAACCAACGGCAAAUCCAGUCAAUAGAAUACCUAUAAUAGCAACUGCAAUCGUGCAAUCCUUUGACCCAUGCACGAUUUUUCUGGAACUUUGGCCAUGGUUGUAUUGUUCAAUCUUCUUUUUUCUUUGGUCGGUGAGUUCGCUUCCCCCUGUUUCUAGGCAGGUAGAGUGUAUUUGGUUUCGUGAGGACUGCAUGAUCAAAAUGUACACAUGCAGAAGGAUUUCUGCAAGAUUUGGCAUUUGUGGUGACAUCAAUCAGGAUUACCGUAUAGACCAAUAAACAGCGUUGAGUUUGUUGAGGAUAUGCUGUUUGGUGGAUUGCUGGAAUAUCAGUGCCUUUGUUUUCUUUCUUUUUU
Brachypodium distachyon (stiff brome) is the source of this 2404-nucleotide messenger RNA. RefSeq names its product serine/threonine protein phosphatase 2A 59 kDa regulatory subunit B' eta isoform. Gene Ontology annotation, molecular function: protein phosphatase regulator activity. The record is from RefSeq and is a predicted model, not a curated record. Gene Ontology annotation, cellular component: protein phosphatase type 2A complex. Gene Ontology annotation, biological process: signal transduction. Lineage: Eukaryota; Viridiplantae; Streptophyta; Magnoliopsida; Poales; Poaceae. Bases 552 to 2075 code for a protein of 507 amino acids. The transcript is spliced from 2 exons.